AUGGAACCCACUAAACAAACUCUCCUAGUCGGCGGCCUCCUCGUCGAUGUCUACUCCCACCCCACUUCGAGACCCAGCUCCACAGAUCCCAUCCACGCGCUCUUUUUCCUCCACGGCCGCUUCGGAAGCGCACAAGAAAGUUACGUUGUUAAUAUUAUUAAAGCUAUUUUCGAUGAGAGUUAUGGCCCUGGAAUCGGGUGGGGGGAGAGAGGAAGAAAGAUCUUAUCGCCGUUGCCUUUGAACCAUGGGUCGAGACUCGUGGACCAGAAGCGGAAUUUGGCGUGGAGCGAGGAUCCGGCUAAGAAUAAUGAUCAGCAUGCCGUCGACAUGUAUACCAUCCAAACUGGUACAGCAGAAGACGUGUCUUUCAUAAUCGACCAUCUUCCCUCAUUCCUCUAUCCCUCGGGUGAACGGACGAUUGCAGAAUGGGGUAUAUGCGGUGUGAGCCUCGGAGGUCAUUCGACGUGGAUUGCCCUUUCUCGAGAACCCCGCCUCACUCUCGGAAUCCCCAUAAUCGGGUGCCCAGACUACACGAAGCUCAUCUCCCAACGCGCCCGAUCCUCAGGCAUUCCAUUCUCCCCGCCCUACUUCCCCGACUCCUUCAAAACAUACAUAGAAACGCACGACCCCGCACAACUGCCGUACCGCGCCAAGGACACUUCUAAUCCAUUUUUAGGGAAGAAGGUUUUGGUGCUUUCGGGGAAGGAGGAUAAGCUUGUGCCGUGGGUGGCGUCGGCAGAGUUUGUGGAUGGUCUUGAAGUUGGGGAGGGGGGUGUUAAGAGGGUUGUGGUGGAGGAGGGGGCGGGGCAUGAGUGUACGAGUGGGAUGCGGAAGGAGGCUGGGUUGUUUGUGAGGAAGUGGUUGAGUGGUGCGGGGUUGUGA
Suillus subalutaceus is the source of this 882-nucleotide messenger RNA. RefSeq names its product Alpha/Beta hydrolase protein. Bases 1 to 882 code for a protein of 293 amino acids. NCBI's taxonomy places the organism in Eukaryota, Fungi, Basidiomycota, Agaricomycetes, Boletales, Suillaceae. The record is from RefSeq and is a predicted model, not a curated record. The transcript is spliced from 5 exons.